This is a messenger RNA of Paramuricea clavata, 2154 nucleotides long. Lineage: Eukaryota; Metazoa; Cnidaria; Anthozoa; Malacalcyonacea; Plexauridae. The record is from the annotation of a GenBank genome assembly.
AACUUCCUUCUUAGACUUAGUUCAAGACAACACUGUGCUGUCAUUGCUGAGUUGAUUACGAACAACAUUCGUUUCAGUGAUGGCAUUAUCCCAGUGGUUCCUGCCUAAUCUUGUGUUAAUAUAUUAUAUCUUCGUUACUUUGAUAAAUUAUGGAGGAACUAGAAACAUUUGUAAAAAUCUCAACUACACUACAAUACGUGACGAACGCCGUAGCACAAGCAAGCCAACGCAAGCGGGGAAUAUAUUAUUAUGCGACAGAAGUGUAAUUCAAGAAUCAAUAUGGUAUCGCUUUGAAAUAGCGAAUGGUAACCAAUUGGCAACAACAAGGCCCAAAAUUAACCAUUGUGGUACAUAUUCUCCUAUAUGGAUAAAUGGUUCUCACCCGACUGUAGCCGAUGGGAAAGUGUUUCGAAAAGCUUGUGCGUUUCUACCAUUCAGUCUGCCACACGGCUGUGCGUACUCUUAUAAAAUUACGGUUUUAAACUGCAGUGGUUUUUAUGUUUAUCGGUUGAAGCCACCAGACCAUUGUUACCUUGCAUAUUGUAUAGGUAAGCCACCUACUAUAUAUUCUCUCAUUGUAUAGCUAUAAUAUAAAUUUAUGAUAUAUUAAUGCUCUGUUGUAAUUGGACUGCAAACUCGUACCCGGAACUAAUGAACUUCAAUAACGAUCAUGUGAUCGUCAUGCGUAUUCGUAGCUGAACAUGUUGUAACAAGCCUGAUAAUAUCAACAAGGUUGUUACAAGUUGUUAAUUACAGCUUGUUCCAUAUACUUGUUGACAACUUGGGACAAGCAGUGCGAACACAACUUGUUGACGGCAUGUUGACAAACUUGUUACAAGAUGUGAGAUUUUUGCAUUAUGAUCAUACACAGGCGUAAAAAUCUCACAUCUUGUUUAUAUGACUUGUCCCAAAUUGUCCACAAGCUGUUAACAACUUGUAACAACCUUGUUAAUAUUAUUGGACUUGUCGCAAGGUUGUUCCAACAAGUCCGAUACAGUCAUGAUAUAACAAUAUUAGCCGAAUUCAUAUUAGGGACGGGAAACUCAUCUUAGACGGGAAACUCGUCUGCGAAAACCCGUCUGUAUAUGAAUUUAGGGACGGGUAAAUUCGAAUUUAAGACGAGUUUCCCGUCUAGAUGAGAUUCCCGUCUAACUUUCCCGUCUGUUUAGACGGGUAAGUUAGACGGGAAAGUUCGGACGGGAAACUCGUCUGCGCCCGGAUUCAUAUUAGACGAGUUUCCCGUCUGAGACGAGUUUCCCGUCUAAGACGAGUUUCCCGUCUCUAAUAUGAAUUCGGCUAUUGUUACAACCUUGUGUCGUCAACCUUGUAACAUUCUUGUUAUAUCAUGAAUGUAUCAGACUUGAACAAACAACCUUGUCACAAGCCUAGAUAAUACCAUCAAGCUUGUUACAACUAGGAACAAGCAAUGCGAACACAACUCAGACCAAGUCUUAUAUCGUCUGCAUGCAACAAGUUGUUAACAAGUUGAUGACAACAAGCCUGUAGCAACUUGUUACGAGCAGCCUGUAUGUACUAUUUACAACAUGAGCGGCCGUGUUGUAUCGGAUAUACAAACUCGAGCCGAAGGCGAGAGUUUGUAUAUCCGAUACAACACGGACGCGAAUGUUGUAAAUGGCUAAAAAAACGUCUCAUCUUAUUAAUUCAUUGGUGAAGUAAUUUUAAAAAUAAACGUCGUCUAAGCCGAGUUUAUGUAAAUCAACAUGAAUCUGUAUCACAUACACAGAUACGACACGCUUAUGAUUUUUCCUUGUGUUUUAUCAUGAAUUAUUAAUGAGUUUUUUAAUAGUCUUGUUGGAACAACUUGUAGCAAGUCUGUUUCCGUCAUCAACCUUGUAACAAGGCGAUAACAACUUGUUCCAGACUUGUCACAACAAAUGGGAACAAGCAGUGCGAACACAUCCUGAUAUUACAACUUGUUUGCAGAUCUUGAACAAUUUGUGCGGACAGCAAUGACGUAAACAAUCUUAGCCAACUUUGUCUAUCAUGCUGAUUAAAAAACCAGGACGUUUUUAAAAAAGAUUUUAAAUUCUAAUUAGUAUUCUUGUUGUUCCUUUAGCUUCCAACCAGACGUCAAAUCGUACAACGUCGCCUCCCCCUGGUAAGUCUCGCUUUAUUAAGUGUUAAUAAUUACCG